GGGUUUUUUACGAGCAUGGUCCACUUGGUCGUGCAUCUUGUGCGCGAGUGUAGACUCGGCGGACCCGUGCAGUAUAGAUGGAUGUACCCGGCGGAGAGGAGUCUGGGGCAUUUCAAGUCUACUGUGCGCAAUAAAGCGGCUCCUGAGGGGUGCAUUGCGGAGGGGUACAUAGCGACCGAGCUGGUAACGUUCUGUUCAAGGUAUCUGAAUAACGCACCAACAUUCCACAACAGACCUCAGAGGAAUCCUGAUGGAUCCAAGGGGGCGGGCACGCGUGUUACCCUGAACCGGUUGAUAAUGCACCAGAUUCAUCGUUAUAUUGUGUUCAACUCUGAAGAGUUUCACAAUUUGCGGACGAUGCACAAAGACGCGCUUAGGCGAUCAUGCACUAGAGGUCGCAUUACGGAGGCUCUUAUUGAAGCAGAACAUCAUGAGCAGUUCUGCGAAUGGUACCCUGCAUAUGUAAGGAAAUAGUUGUAAUUUUUAAGUUGGAUAAAGUUAUGCGGGUUCAAUAUAAUUACCCAAUACACGUGUUUAAUAUUU
Molecule: messenger RNA, 543 nt
Organism: Alnus glutinosa
Lineage: Eukaryota; Viridiplantae; Streptophyta; Magnoliopsida; Fagales; Betulaceae
Exons: 3
Coding region: 16-474 (152 amino acids)
Source: RefSeq, a predicted model, not a curated record